This is a messenger RNA of Neohortaea acidophila, 925 nucleotides long. RefSeq lists its product as uncharacterized. The record is from RefSeq and is a predicted model, not a curated record. Bases 50 to 568 code for a protein of 172 amino acids. NCBI's taxonomy places the organism in Eukaryota, Fungi, Ascomycota, Dothideomycetes, Mycosphaerellales, Teratosphaeriaceae. The transcript has a single exon.
CGAGCCUGGAUUCGAGAAGGUGCGACGGGCCUGCCCUCUCUUGCCCUCCAUGUCCAUCCCACCACAACACACCCUCCUCCCUCUACACCGCUUCUCUUCGCCCACAUACACCUCUCCCUUCCCGCCUGCUCUUCGCCUGCCAUUGUCCUACUUCCUUCCAUCGUCUCGACGACUCUUCCUGCUACCCUCGAAUCCACACCCGGUCAUCCAUCGCUCCUUCCUGCGACGGCUCGGCGUCGGCAGUCAUCAGUCAUACAUUCCUUAUCGUUUCACCGGGCGACACCAUUGGAGGCGUGACACCGACCACACUCCCACCUUCCUCAACACCUUCCACCCUCCCCUACGACUCUUGGCCACUGUAUUUCUCGUCCACCUCCUCAAUUCCGCCAGCUGUUCAAGGGGUGCGACGACAUCAGCGGAGCUCUCGCAAUCCCGAGGAUCCGUGCUUUCGUCAUCGGUCACCAGGCUUCGCAAGCUCGCUUAUUCGGACAAAACAACACCGCAACCUCACCACUCGUCCGUCUCUCCCGCAACGACAACGCCUCUCGGGAAAACAGGUGGUCUUUGAUGCCCAAUGAGACACACACACGCUGCUUUCCUCCCCAGGCACUGACUCUAGGCGCCAACGCCUCUACAGUCAUCCUUCUCCGACUCAUCCGCCUCCAUCCCUCAUAACCCCCCUUUCCUCCAUAUACCUUGGACAUACCCCUCUCACGUGCACGAUCACCUCUUCUAUCACGCCCCUUACGACUCUCCAUCACCUUACCCUUACGACCCUCUGUACGACUCCCGCCAUCCUCAACACCAUACGAUCGAUCCGUCCGGAACACUCAAGAGCCCGGCCUGAUCACAACCUACCCUGCACCUUCCUUCUCUGUGGACCCCAACCUGCACAUCUCUUCCUAUGAGAUAGCCACAAUCAUUA